Molecule: messenger RNA, 2597 nt
Organism: Spodoptera frugiperda (fall armyworm)
Lineage: Eukaryota; Metazoa; Arthropoda; Insecta; Lepidoptera; Noctuidae
Exons: 2
Coding region: 151-759 (202 amino acids)
Source: RefSeq, a predicted model, not a curated record
GCGGCCACAAUCGCCGCAGCUUUCGUACGGAGCGCACGCCGACGUCACUCGCGGUUCACGGCCGGCUCGCGAUACGCACGAGUGUUGGAACUUGAAAUUCAGUAAAAAAUAUCCUAGUGCUAUUAUUAUUGACGUGCAGCAACAGCGACGAUGCGGAACCUCGUACGAUCACUUGUGUUACUGCUCUCCGUGGCAGCUACCUUCGCGGCGCCGUCACCAGCUUCCAGCGUCAGCGCCGACACCAAUAUGGACAAGACAGAGCCCUCAACACAUGAGCUACUCAGUUCACUCGGCUUGAAGAAGCUGAGGAUACCUGCUGCUCACCACAGGAAACGGCUCGCUGAACAAGGAAGGAGGCACGCCACUGGGGACUCAAGGAUGUACGUCAUCAAACUGCCUCCGAACACGAGCUACUACAGCCACGCGGAGCCAGCCCCGGCCGCCGCGAGGACCCUGCCUCUACAAAUGACUAGUAAUGGUAAACCCGCUCGCGUCUACCAUUGGAACAUCCCGGUACUGCAGAAGUUCGCGAAAAACCGGCCACAGGCGAGGUUUGACGAUGAUAUAGUGGACGUCGAGAGCACGCCAACUUGGCCCAAAGCUAUUAGUCAUCCGAACUCGCUCGACGCCUUAGCGUAUUAUGUGCCAGCAAAGAAAACCUCGUUCAGAAAAUAUUUCUCCGGCAAUGGCAAACCUAAAUCCUUCUACAUAAUAGAGAAGAAUAAGAAAUCUGCCGAGUAUCAUAAAUUACUGCCCUAAUCGGAUUACCUGUACGUUCUCGGUAGAUAUAAAAGUGAAAUUAUACCUAUACAAUCAAUUGAGUAAGUCUCACAGUCCAUUGCCGACCAAACAUCGGAUCAAAAACUUAUUUAUUUUAUCCUUCCUUAAAUUAUCUGUCAUCAGUCACGAUGUAAUCAAAAUUUUAAUUAUACAUAAUUAUGUGAAUUCAUUGAUUUGUUCGUAUGGGAGGACUUAAAUUAUUUAUAACUUGUAGUUUUUAAGAUGAAAUAGAGCUAAGCUCUGCAGUCUCUCUCACUUUCGAUGCUGAUUCGAUUAAUCGCGUCUAAAUUACCUUUGUCUUAUCGUUUCAGCAUUUUCAAUAGUUUCCAUAAUAAGUAAUUCCACUAAGAAGACAACUAGUUCAAACAUAUAUUUUAUAUUAUACACCUUAGUCACUCGACAUAGUUGGUUGAAGUGCUCAAUCAUCGAAUGUGCAUUAUGUGACAUUACAUUUAGACGACACUGCACUGUAUUGGUUUCACAAUACGUGCGAUUAUCGAGUGUCUGGAAACUGAAAACGUUCUGAUGAAUUUCCUGGACGCAGAGUCAUUUGUAAAACCAUUUGGGAGCGCUACCAUGGAUACUUUAAGUUAUUCGAUUAUCAAACUGUUAUCGUUCACAAUUCUUGUAUUCUUAUCAUUGUGAGAACUAUAAGUGAGUUUGUAAUGAGUUAAAUGCCCAUGGUAGAGCUCCCAAUUCCUAAUUUAUGUAAAACAAAUGAUAGUUUGGAGGCUAUUAGGGUGCUUUCAAUCAAAGAUGUGCUAUAUAUUAUUGCUGGGGAUCGUUACAUCGUAUACUCGAUACAAAAUUAUACAACAACGCAUCUUCCUCGCACAGCUAUAUAGCUUAGUAUCAGUGAAAACGGUCACAUAGUUUCACAGCUUAACUAUUACAUCUUGACAGCAUAGUUAUAUAGCACAUCUUUGGUGAAAAUGCACUCUUUAUUAUAGCAGUACCCUUAACAUAUCCCAGUGUAUGAGUAGUGUUAUCUUGUAAACUGCAUUGUAUAUAAAUGGGCCAGCUUCCGCAAUCUAGUGUUAGGUAAAUAAAUAGGUGCUUAGGUAUGGUAUUAAGACUGCAUCACGAAUUUAAAUUAUUAUCUAGAUUUACGACUCCUGCAUUUACUUACAGCUAAGUAGUAAUUCACUGUACGAUUUAUAGCCUGUUCAACAAACAAGUAAGUAAAUGACUAUGUAAUUAAAUAUACACAGUAAUUUGGUGAAUAAAAUGUGUACUUUGGCACUAAUUCCUACAUUUAACAUUUACAUUUGAGCUUUAAGUUUACGUUAUUUAUAUACUCCGUGUGUAUUGAUGUACCCUUAGUACGAGUUUGCUUAAAUAAUCGAAACAAGAGUGCGUUCGGCGCUCGAUCGAUGAUUUGCCGUCUUAAAUAAAUCUACCAAUCAGAACGCCGAACGUGCUCUUGUUUCGAUUACUUUAAACGUAAAGCAUACUCAUACUAAGGAAACUGACCGUUAUAUCAACAAAGAAACUCAAUACUAAUUCAUUCAUACUUAUAAGUCUCUGCAUUUAUAAAUCUAAGACAUUUACGUCCAAUUUUAGGAACUAUAAACACUAAACAUAAAAUCACUUGUAUGUAAGCCAAUGCUAAUUCUAGAUUUUGCACCUAGUACUAUUGUAUUGAAGACUAUAAUUAUUAUUAAUACGUACUAACUAAUGAUGUAAUUAGGCCAAGGCGAAGCCAUUGCUUUAACUGUUUAGAUUUUUAAGUUGUUAUUUUAGAUGUAAGCAUAAUUAUUUUGUACAACAUACCUACUUAAUGUAAAACUAGAACAAUAAAAUAUUUUGAUAAAUUA